AUGGCGGAGGUUUUGAAGUUGGUGAAGCGUAUCGUGGUAAAGGUAGGCUCCUCAAUCCUCGUGGAGAACCAGGAGAUCGCCUCGCACCGCAUUGAGGCGCUAUGCCGAUUUGUAGCAGAGCUGCAGGCCAGGUAUGAGGUUAUCCUUGUCACCUCCGGCGCAGUCGCCGCGGGCUACACAAAGAAGGAGAUGGACAAGUCAUUUGUGCCCAAUAAGCAGGCACUCGCAUCGAUGGGGCAGCCGCUACUCAUGCACAUGUACUACACCGAGUUUCAAAAGCACGGUAUCCUGUGCGCGCAGAUGCUCCUUGCCGCCUAUGACCUUGACUCGCGCAAGCGAACCAUCAACGCCCACAACACCAUCGAGGUGCUCCUCAGCCACAAGGUGAUCCCCAUUAUCAACGAAAACGACGCGACGGCGCUUCACGAGCUGGUCUUUGGCGACAACGACCGUCUUUCGGCCCUUGUCGCGCACCGCUUCAAGGCGGAUCUUCUCGUCAUUCUUAGCGAUAUCGACGGCUACUACACAGCGAAUCCGCGGACCUGCACAGAUGCUAAGAUCCGCAAAGUCGUCCAUGAGAUCGACCCUAGCGAGCUGGUGGCCGAGGCAACCCCGAACAAUCGAUUCGCGACGGGGGGCAUUGUGACAAAGCUCCAGGCUGCUCAGUUCCUCCUGGAGAGGGGCGGGAAGAUGUACCUCUCGAGCGGCUUUCAACUGGAGACGGUGCGCGACUUCCUUAUUGGCGGACACCAUGAGCUGGGCACGCUGUUUUAUCCGAGAGUCCUCUCCGCUUGA
Leishmania braziliensis MHOM/BR/75/M2904 is the source of this 795-nucleotide messenger RNA. RefSeq names its product putative glutamate 5-kinase. The transcript has a single exon. NCBI's taxonomy places the organism in Eukaryota, Euglenozoa, Kinetoplastea, Trypanosomatida, Trypanosomatidae. Gene Ontology annotation, cellular component: cytoplasm; cytosol. Bases 1 to 795 code for a protein of 264 amino acids. Gene Ontology annotation, molecular function: glutamate 5-kinase activity; ATP binding. The record is from RefSeq and is a predicted model, not a curated record.